AUGCCUGCCCGUCGGCCCGUGCUCAAAGUCGUAGCCAGGCGCACAUCCGACUCCUGUCCCUUCCUGAACGAGGAGCUCGCAUUCGAGCUCUGUCCGGGCGAGGUAGUCUGGCUAAGAGGCGCCUCCGGGGCCGGCAAGUCGUACACGAGCCUGCACCUCGCCGGGCUCGCGAAGCUUCCCGGCGCAGAGAUCCACAUGGAGUGGGAUCCGAGCGUCGCCGCCGCGCAGCGCAUCGGCUUCCUAUUCCAGAAGGGCGUGCUCAUCGACUCACUCUCGCUCGCCGCCAACCUCGCGCUCGCAGCGGAGGCCGCCGCCCUGCCUGCAGACUCGGACGCGAUCGCGGCGGCGCUCGAGGCUGUGGGUCUCUCUCCCUCGGCCGACGGGUCAAAGAUGCCGGGCGAGCUCAGUGGCGGCAUGCUGCGCCGCGCCGCCCUCGCCCAGAUCCUCGCGCAGCGCAAGUGUGCGGACCCUACGGGACAGAGAGCCACUGUGACCGACUUUGAGACGGAGAGGCCUCUCCGCGGCGUGGGCGGUGGCUUGAGCACGCUGCGGCGCCUCCGCCUCAGGCGCGUCGUGAUUCUGGACGAGCCGUUUGUCGGGCUCGACCCUCCCGUGGCGGGGGAGAUCACCGCCCUCCUCAAGCGGGUCGCCGCAGAGCACGGCAUCACUCUCCCGCUCCGCCUCCUCUCGCAGUGCGACAUGCCUCUCUUUACGGAUGCCGCCGACGGAGACGCGGCGCGGCAAGACGCAGACCUGUCGGGACUGCGCUUCGCCGUUCGCGCCUCGCGCCGGUUCGCCGACUACUUCUUCAUCUCCGCGCCGCUUAUCGCGAUGGCGUUCGCGGCCACCGGCGCCGCGCUCUCGAUGCUCCUCGCCGACAUGCUGCAGCGGGUGCGGAUCAUCGCUACCUUCCUCACGCGCUACCUCGCGGGCAACCCCGCGCUGCCCCUCAUCCUCCAACUCGUCGACGGAGUCGUCAAGCAGAACGAGGCCGCAGCCAAGCGGAAGCUCUACGCGCUCGCCAUCGGCGCAGCCUCGCGAGGCCUAGGCUCCUUGCGGAGAGCGCGGUCCGUCUUCACGAUCGAGCUCGGCCCGCUGCUCACCGCGCUCCUCCUCGCAGGCCGGAUCGGAGGCUCGUACGCCGGCGAGGCUGGCGACGUCGCGAUGAUGGCCUCCACCUCGCAGGUCGACCUGCUCAAGGCUCUCGCCGCGCCGCUCCUCUCGCUGCUCGGCACCGCCGUCGCGCUGCUGAUGGGGGCGGUGGUCGGCGGAGGCGGAGGGUUCGACAUGAUAUCUCCCGACGAGUACUGGCGCGAGAUGCGGCCGCUGCUGCUCGAGCGACCGGAGGGGCAGCACCUGCUCAAGUUCGCGCCGCUGGUCAACGUGUACCGCUCCCUCGGCUUCAUGCUGUGCACGAUGGGCAUCUCGCAGCUCUGCUCGCGCAGCCGGCGGAGGCUGCAGCCGCGGCACGUGCCCCUCGUCAUCACGUCGGCGGUGGUGCUGUCGUGCCUCGCCAUCCUCUUCCUCGACUGGGGCUUCUCGCAGCUCUUCGCAGGCGGGGACGGGAGGCUGGGCGAUGGCGCCGAGGGCGGUGCGGAGGAGGAGUACGACGAGUUUGCAGACGAGCUCUGA
Messenger RNA from Emiliania huxleyi CCMP1516, 1632 nucleotides. RefSeq lists its product as hypothetical. The transcript has 10 exons. Gene Ontology annotation, molecular function: ATP hydrolysis activity; ATP binding. Lineage: Eukaryota; Haptophyta; Isochrysidales; Noelaerhabdaceae. The coding region runs from base 1 to 1632 and encodes 543 amino acids. The record is from RefSeq and is a predicted model, not a curated record.